Molecule: messenger RNA, 2397 nt
Organism: Cavia porcellus (domestic guinea pig)
Lineage: Eukaryota; Metazoa; Chordata; Mammalia; Rodentia; Caviidae
Gene: Slc25a32
Product: solute carrier family 25 member 32
Exons: 7
Coding region: 191-1138 (315 amino acids)
Biological process (GO): folate import into mitochondrion; nucleotide transport
Cellular component (GO): mitochondrion
Molecular function (GO): folic acid transmembrane transporter activity; FAD transmembrane transporter activity
Source: RefSeq, a predicted model, not a curated record
GCACGGUCCUGGCACUGAGGUCUUUCCCUCGGUCCCAGCACUCGGCCUCAGCGUUUUCUAGGCCGCCGCCGCGGAAGUGGCUCCUGCAGCGUCCUGCUCUAGGGCUGCAACCUCCGCCACAGUGGCGGCCACGGCGUCUCGCCCCGCCUCGGCGGCGGUGGGCGCCGUGGUAUCCGCGGGUCCCGAGCCCAUGACGGGCCAGGGGCAGUCGGCGCCCAGCGCAUCCACGUGGGGCGCGCUGUUCCGCCACGUCCGCUACGAGAACCUGGUGGCCGGCGUGAGCGGCGGCGUUCUGUCCAACCUGGCGCUGCACCCGCUGGACCUCGUGAAGAUCCGCUUCGCUGUGAGCGAUGGAUUGGAACUGAGACCACAAUAUAAAGGGAUUCUCCACUGCUUGGCUACCAUUUGGAAACUUGAUGGACUGCGGGGACUUUAUCAAGGAGUCACCCCAAAUGUGUGGGGCGCAGGCUUAUCCUGGGGCCUCUACUUCCUCUUUUACAACGCCAUUAAGUCCUAUAAGACCGAGGGGAGAUCCGAACGGCUGGAGGCCACGGAGUAUCUCAUCUCCGCUGCGGAGGCUGGAGCCAUGACCCUCUGCAUCACCAACCCGCUGUGGGUAACAAAAACGCGCCUGAUGUUACAGUACGAUGGUGUUAACUCCGCACAGCGACAGUAUAAAGGAAUGUUUGACGCACUUGUGAAAAUCUAUAAAUGCGAAGGUGUGCGUGGAUUGUACAAGGGCUUUGUCCCUGGGCUACUAGGAACGUCGCACGGCGCCCUGCAGUUCAUGGCAUACGAGCUAUUAAAGCUGAAGUACAACCAGCAUCUCCAGCGGCUGCCGGAAGCCCAGCUGAGCACAGCUGAAUACAUAUCUGUUGCAGCACUUUCCAAAAUAUUUGCCGUGGCAGCCACGUACCCUUACCAGGUGGUGAGGGCCCGGCUCCAGGAUCAGCACAUGUCUUACAGCGGGGUGGUGGACGUGAUCGCCAGGACGUGGAGGAAAGAAGGCAUCAGAGGAUUUUACAAAGGAAUUGCUCCCAAUUUGAUCAGAGUGACUCCAGCCUGCUGUAUUACCUUUGUGGUCUAUGAAAAUGUCUUACAUUUCCUACUUGACCUUCAAGAAAAGAAAGUAAGGUAAAAGAAGAUAAUUCCAGUACCUCUGCCCAAGGCGGUAGGCAACAAGCUCCUUCGAGACCUAAAGCUCAAGACGAAUGCUGCACAGCACACGGCCCAUAGUCAGACUUGGUCUGCAGUGUUAGCAGUCAGGAGCUGCUGAGCUUCUCCACCUGUGUGAGGCUUGGCUGCCUCUGCCUCUGGUAGGGGGCACCACGCAAUGCCCAAGCCAGCAGCAAGUCCAUUUCACGUCCAUCUUUCGAGCAGAAACUGCAGCCUUCGUAAGUGGGUUAUAGGGAUCCGCUGCUUUUUUGACCUCUUUGCCUGGAUUGACUUUAAAAUUGACUUUGUGCUAUAGCAAGCAGAUGGCUUCUCCGGAUAAUGGCCAGUGACCUGCAGGGCGAGGUGUCACCCAGAGUGGACGGGUGAGAAGGUGUGUGCAGAAACGCACCUCAGCCCAGCUGAGCUGGACGGUGCUCACCGCAGACCUCUGAGAUGUACCACCUGAUAAUGGUUACCAUUCCAUCCCUGACUUCUUAGAGCCCAUCCACAGUUUAAAGUUACUCCUCAUUUUGGCAUAAUAAUGUAAUGUAAAUUUAAAAGUAAUGUAAAUUUAAAUAGUAAUGUAAAUUUAAAAUUUACAACAUCUGAUCUUCGCAGAUUGAGCAGUGUCAGCCUUUGUUUAGGGGACACAGCUACAAAUUACUUACCAGAAAUGCCCAGGAGAUCAGCGUCUCCUCUGCAGAUGUGGAAUGUUUGAAGUGUGUUAACUGGAAAUGAGAACCUCCCUGAAUUUUUGAAUUUAUGGGUCCAGAUCCCAAAUAAAUGAUUAAUUUACAUUGGUUAUUCAAAUUCAGGUGGAAAUACAAAUUAUUAAUGGUCAUGAUUGAGUUUGCAUAAAUGACUCAUUACAGAUGUUUAUAUAAAAGUGAGCCACAUGUGGUGGUACAUGCCUGGAAUGGCAGCACUCCACGGAGGCGAGGCAGGAGUUUGAAAUCCAAAUUCAAGCCCAGCCCAGGAAAGCUUAACAUUCAAAAAAAAGGACUACAGAUUAUGUAGAGCCGUAGGGAGAUCCUGCAUUCACCCCAGAACCACACCAAAACAGCAGAGUGACACUGGUAUCACUUUAUCAGAAACACCUAUGAGCACUGUUGAUUUUUAUUUGUUGUAAAUGAAACACUGAGGUUUUCAAAACCACAUUUAAAUGGCUUUUUGAAAACACGUUUAUUUUUUAUAUAUUAGAAAUGGAAUUGUUUUAAAAAUAAAAAUAAGCUGACUUAAGGA